Molecule: messenger RNA, 4722 nt
Organism: Colias croceus (clouded yellow)
Lineage: Eukaryota; Metazoa; Arthropoda; Insecta; Lepidoptera; Pieridae
Gene: Rich
Product: guanine nucleotide exchange factor subunit Rich
Biological process (GO): retrograde transport, endosome to Golgi; intracellular protein transport
Cellular component (GO): Ric1-Rgp1 guanyl-nucleotide exchange factor complex; cytosol; Golgi membrane
Molecular function (GO): protein binding
Source: RefSeq, a predicted model, not a curated record
AAAUUAAUAGAUAUUGACAUAGAAAACUGAUCUGAAGAAACAAUGCUUAUUAAAUAGGUAAUGAUGAAUGUACAAGAAAAAAAAUAGGGAGCAGUAAGAAAUGAUUUACCGUGUCGUUUUUGUAUGAACGAAAACUAUUUCAAGUCGAGUUUUUAGUCAAUAAAUGUGAUGUCAAAAUGUAUUUUCCAAUUGGAUGGCCAAAAGUUUUGAGGAAUCUGGGUUCAGAUUCUCAGGCAUUUAAGCAAAUCGUAUCUAAUAGAGAUAAAAUACUUUUUGCCUCAUUGAGCGAUGAAUCUUUUGUAGUAUGGUUCUGUAAGCCCAGCGUCUCAAUUGUUUAUCACAAGCGCAGUGCAGAGUCUUUACAAAGACUUGGUAUUAACGUGGGUGUGGAAUGGAAACCAGAUUCAUCUAUGAUAUGUAUUUCGACUUCAGAAGGCCAUUUAAUUUUAUACAAUGUGGAGGUACAAAGUGACCAGCCGGCGUACCAACAAUUUGAUCCACCUACAGCAAGUUUAAGGAGAGAUUCAGCUGAACUAUUUAUUAAGGAAUUCAUACCCUCCUUGAGAAUAACAUUGUUUAAAGAGAUCCUAGUUUGGGAUGGUCAGAUAACUCGAAUGUGUUGUAUAUCGGGGACUGAAAUACUUGUGUGUACAACUCGAGCGCAUCUGCUAAGGUACAGAUGGGACGGAUCGCAGAAUAGAGAUUAUUGCCUCGAUUUGGGACGGAUACCGUUUUCAAUUAAUCAACAAGUCUCGAAAGCUGAACCAAUAUUAGAAGACAAUACACAUGUGAAUGACAUUGAAUAUUCACCGCUUGUGUGUGGGUUUGGUAUAACAUUAAAUGAUGGUCGAGCAGCUUACCUCACAGCACCAAAUCUUAAAUUUGACCCUAAUGCAGUACAAGGAAUAUGGGCGCAAGGAAUAGACGAUGCAACUUGUGCGCGAGUGAAUCAUAAAUUUAGAUUAAUAGCAAUCGGAAGGAAGAAUUCUCAAGUGGAUGUAUUUACGAUAGAUGAAGCGACGGGUGGGCUCGAAUUAUCUCAUACUAUGGUACUCAGUUCUAAAGACUUUCCUGGUGAUCUUGGACCAGUGAAAUGUAUGAGAUGGACAGGCGACGGUCGAGCAGUGGCCGUGAGCUGGGAGCGAGGCGGUCUCUCAGUUUGGAGCACAUUUGGAGCGUUGCUAAUGUGUUCCUUAGCGUGGGACUAUGGUCUCAACCAGGAUCUGGCCAGCCAUAACCCACUUGUUAUUGCUAGCAUGGAAUGGGCUACAGAGGGCUAUCAAUUGUGGAUGGUGAAAAUGGAAGAAGAUUCAAAGUCAAGUCUUAUUCAAAUGGACUUUGUAAAGAGUCCACUUAGUGUAAAUCCUUGUAUGAGCAACCAAAGACACCUCUACUUACAAGCAGAUGACAAAUUAUAUGUCAACCUAGAAGACAAUCUCACUCGUCGUACAAAGAUUUCCAUAAUAGAUUCAUCUUCAGAUGCUUAUCAAGAGAAUGGCCAAGAACAGUCUGUCAAUCCUCAGCAAGAAAUAGUGAAUAGUGCAAAGUAUAAGGAGUUUGUUGAUGACAAUGAAUGUAGGAAGCAAUGGAUUGUCAUACAGUUACCGGCCACGUAUAUAGCUAGUAAUUGGCCGUUGAGGUACAGCGCGAUAGACGAGGCGGGCGAGACGAUAUGCGUGGCGGGGCGCACCGGCCUCGCGCACUACAGCCGCGCGGCGAGGCGCUGGAAGCUGUUCGGCAACGAGGCGCAGGAGAAGGACUUCGUGGUCACCGGCGGCAUGCUCUGCUGGCGGGACUAUGUCGUAGUGGGAUGCUACAGCAUCCUCGACGGGCACGACGAAGUCCGUUUCUACGCGCGCGACGCGAAACUAGACAAUCGUUUCGCGAAGAUCGUGCGCGUGCAGUCGCAGGUGUUCGUGCUGGACAUGCUCGGGGACCAGCUCGUCGUGUUCGGUGCUGAUGCUCUCGUUACCAUAUAUGAGCUGACCUGUUUGGAUAAUAACGGCAACAUCGAGCUGCGGUGCGUGCAAGCGGUGGACGUGUCCGCGCUAUCGCACCCCGCGUGCGUCGUGUCAGCGUCACUGUGCCGCCUGCACGACGCGCCGCCGCACGCGCGCUCCGCCCGCACCGCGCCGCUCUCCGCGCCCGACUCGCUGGUUAUAAAUGCAAGCGGGAAGCUGAUGAUGGUGCAGAGAGAAGAAUACGAUGUUGAUGAAGACAACAACCCAGCUUACAGUUGCCUCCCAGCUACAGUGCUAGCUUCCUGCGUGGAAAGUGUCUGGUCAUCCAACAACAGUGGUACUCAAACGCAACUAUCACGUGCGUUAUGGCUCUGGUGCGGUUCGCUAGGCGCGCGUGUGUGGCUGCCCUUAUUGCCGCGGGAUGCUUCCAGACGACCCGACCCGUCUAGGCACACCUUUAUGGCCAAGCGGAUCAUGCUGCCGUUCCACCUGAAUAUCUAUCCAUUGACGAUUCUAUUUGACGAUGCCAUAUUGUUGGGAGCUGAAAACGACACGACGCUCUACACGUCGGACACUAAUUCAGUAUUCUCGCUGCCAUUCUGCGUCAUCAAUAGGACGAGCCAAGUAUACCUCCACCAGAUCCUGCGCCAACUCCUGCGCAGGAAUCUCGGCUACCACGCGUGGGAGAUCGCACGCUCUUGCUCCGCGCUGCCUUACUUCCCGCACUCGCUUGAAUUGUUGCUUCAUGAGGUGUUAGAGGAAGAGGCAACAAGUAAGGAGCCAAUCCCUGACGCGCAGCUGCCAAGCGUUAUAGAGUUUGUACAUGAAUUCCCUGUGUACUUACAGACGGUAGUACAAUGCGCAAGAAAAACAGAGAUAGCUCUAUGGGCGUAUCUGUUCUCGGCAGCGGGCAAACCGAAGGAAUUAUUUCAGGAGUGCUUGCAAAGGAAAAUGUUGGACACCGCUGCUUCUUAUCUUAUCAUCUUACAGAAUCUAGAAAGUUCGACAGUAAGUAGGCAACUAGCCACACAGUUGUUGGAUACAGCAUUACAGCAAGAGAGAUGGGAUUUAGCGAGAGAUUUGGUGCGAUUUUUAAGAGCUAUUGAUCCAAAUGAUGUGGAUUCACCAAGAAAUUCAGUGAAUGUGCAAACGAAAUAUGGACAAGUUGUACAAUCACAAACUGUCAGUCCAAACGCAGAAGAUUUGUCUGUGAUAUUAGGGAGUAUGCAGCUGUCAGGCGCGCGCGGACGCAGCUUCAGCACGACGGCGGCGCCGCGCGAGCCGUCCCCGCCGGGCGCGCCCGUCGCGCCGCCCGCGCCGCGCCGCGCCGCGCCCGCUGCCGUCAAGCGGAAGAAGUCCGUGCCCGCGAGGAGUGAUAAAGAGUCAUACAACGGUACCGCAGAGGAGUUCUUCAUAGACAUGAUGAUCCAACGUCACGCUCGGCUCCUGCUCUCUACAGCGCGUUUAGUGUCUUUAGGUCGUCUAGCUGCAGCGCUGGAUUUGCACUUGGUGGCUUGGUUGGCCGGUGAAAGGGAAAGGGCAGCGAGGGUUGACAGCGCUGUGGUGUGCUUGAAGCGGCUACAUGAGGACUUUAAUUGGCCCUACCCGACGGCUACGGAGGACGCGUACGUGCAAAGGAAGAGCAGUGUUGUGCAUAGUACAUACAGCACCUCAGUGGAGGGUGGCAGCCAAUGCGGCGAUAGCGGGUACAUGAGCCUCUCGCUUCGUGCCGCAUUGCCGCUCGCUGGAGUGCCACGUUCACCUGGACCUGUUAGUUCGUUGGGGUCGGGCAGCGUGGCGGAGGGCGGGGGCGUGGCGUGGGGCGAGGCGGAGGGCGAGGAGCGGCGCUACGCCGCGCUCAUGGAGCGCCUGCACCUGCACCAGGCCGAGCGCGGCGACCACGGCGCGCACGUGCAGCUCAGAUACUACCUGCAGCUAAUGACGGAGGCCUGCUGCGUGGAGUGGGCGCUGGUGGUGGCGGUGGCGCUGCGUGACGCGCUCGCGGUGCUGCGCUGCGCCAACGCGGCGCGCGCGCACGACGUCAGCCUGCCCGCCGCGCGCCGGUUACGUAAUGCGUUAGCUGACCUCACGCGCUGGGCGGACGAGGAGUGCAUCGGCUACAAACCGUUCAUGCUAGCGAUCAGCAACCAGAUACCAUUUCUGACGUCGAUCAUCAACGCGCGCGAACGUCGCAUGUCCAUGGUUCAGACUCGAGUGCGUACACCCAGUACGGGCUCACUUAACGCAGAACCGAAACAGGCACAGGAACCAAAACUGCCGCCACCACAAAAGGCUCAAGAAGUUAAGUCAGUUAGGAAAGAUUCACCGGUAACGAUGCCAGAACCAGCAGUAACUAAUACCCUACAGGAAAAGGAACAAACGCACGAUGACACUUCGUCUAACUGUGCCAUAAUGUAAACAUAUCGAUUUGUAAUAAUAAAUUGGAAACCAUGGUUGAUUGUGAAUUUAUUUAUAUGUAGUGGGAGGAGUGUUUUCGUGAUAUUUAUUUUGGUAAAUUGUCAGUGCUCAUAAAUGACUAAAUUGUAAUAUAUUUCGCAGCAAAACGACGCGUUUGGUACAAUUGAGAGAUUAUUAUAAUGCAAAUACAAAUUUAGACCUUCAAGAAUUGGAAUAAUUAUAUUAUGUAUAGUAACAUUAUGUUGCAUUUUAACCGUAUCGGCAUGAUACAUCAUUUGAUGUUGAUAUGGUUAUAUGUGACAUAAAGAUAUCUUUUUUAUUCUAAUGUAUUUGAUAUCUUUUU